This is a messenger RNA of Neurospora tetrasperma FGSC 2508, 627 nucleotides long. RefSeq names its product 60S ribosomal protein L30. The coding region runs from base 84 to 413 and encodes 109 amino acids. The transcript is spliced from 3 exons. Gene Ontology annotation, cellular component: cytosolic large ribosomal subunit. NCBI's taxonomy places the organism in Eukaryota, Fungi, Ascomycota, Sordariomycetes, Sordariales, Sordariaceae. The record is from RefSeq and is a predicted model, not a curated record. Gene Ontology annotation, molecular function: structural constituent of ribosome; RNA binding.
CCAGCGAACGACGACUUGAGACCUCACCACCAGCGAGACCUUGCCCAUUUCCACGGUUCAGUUCAUCGACAAAAUCAUUCGCAAUGGCCCCCAAGAAGUCCAAGUCUGACGCCCAGAGCAUUGGUGCCAAGCUCGCCCUUGUCAUCAAGUCCGGCAAGGUCGUCCUCGGCUACCGCAGCACCCUCAAGGCCCUCCGCUCCGGCAAGGCCAAGCUCAUCCUCAUCUCUGCCAACACUCCUCCCCUCCGCAAGUCUGAGCUUGAGUACUACUCCAUGAUGUCCAAGACUGCCGUCCACCACUACACCGGCACCAACAUUGAGCUCGGUACCGCCUGCGGUAAGCUCUUCCGCUGCUCCACCAUGGCCAUCCUUGAUGCCGGUGACUCCGACAUCCUCGCCGACCAGCAGCAGUAAAUGCUGCGUCGAGUAUUAUCUUCUCGUUCGGCAUAGGGAUACGGCGUUCAGGCUUUGAAAAUCAUGGAAAAAUGGCAUGACGGCUUGAUGAACCGAAUCUGCGGCGGUUUUCCACCGCUGUGCCUGAAUGGGCAGAGGUCUCGCCCCAGGGCAACUUUCAAUAGGCUAGUCCUUAAAAUAGAAGACGAGUCUAUCAAGAUACCCAUUGUUGUCC